AUGGCCAGCCCACCACGAAGAGAAAAAGUCAGCGCCGAAGAAAAAAAAGCCAAAGACAAGGUCCGCAAAUCCGGCAGGAGCGCCGAGGGGAAAAUCAUCCAGUUGGGCGAAACGUCCCAGGUGUUUUCCACCGUCGUCUACUUCAACCCGACAUAUGAGCGGCUGGAAGGGGCCGUGUACGUCCCCGAAGGCCAAUACAUGCCGGACGUGAAUGGAUUUUUGGUCGAGCUGCUGAAAGACUCGCGUGACAAGGGACCGGGGCACGGCCCACGGCGGGCCCAGACAGACCGUCAGCUGCGCCAGCCGUCCAGGGCCACCGUACGCAGCGAAGGUGAUGUGCGGACUAGCAGCAGUGAGGUCGGCGCGGCUGCAGAGGAAACAGCUCAUGAGAACACGGCCGUGUCGCAGGCUCACGACAACAGCGUCGGCAUCAAUGGCGCCGGUUGCGCUGGUGAGGCGGCCAUCGGCCACUUCGGGACACCAUAUGCAGCCAGGCGGGGGGAGAGGAGAACCGAGGAUUGGCCCCAGGUUGACCGGCGCAUGGCCGACGACUCGGCCCUCCGAAAUGCUGGCCGAUGUGUCAUCAAGCAAGAGAUGCUCGAUGGUGCUGUCGCUGAUGGUAUCCGUCGGGCGGAUACGUCGGUUGGCAUGUCUGGCAUGUCCGGCAUCAGGUCGCACAGCGUUUCCGAAAUGGCGGAGGCCGGGCGCAAGGUGGAGAACGGGCGGUCCGGAGACGUCUCCGAGUGGGAGACGGUUUAUGCGCAAGACACAAGAGCUCCGACGGUACCGGCGACGAGAGCGGCGCGCGCCGGCCUCUCCAGGACGCAAGCGGCCAGGGUACAACGCUUUCUGCAGCAGGUGUCUCUGCACAUGCGGCUUGUGUCCCGCCAGGAACGACUCCUGCCGUACCGGAUGGCGGAGUUCGUCACAGCGAAACCGUAG
This is a messenger RNA of Colletotrichum chrysophilum, 942 nucleotides long. RefSeq lists its product as uncharacterized. The record is from RefSeq and is a predicted model, not a curated record. The coding region runs from base 1 to 942 and encodes 313 amino acids. NCBI's taxonomy places the organism in Eukaryota, Fungi, Ascomycota, Sordariomycetes, Glomerellales, Glomerellaceae. The transcript has 3 exons.